AUGAAAGCUCUCCUAUUCAGUCCGGAUAAUUUAUCACUUAAAUAUUGCAAAAUAAAUGCUCCCACGAAAAUACACAAGGAUGAAAUUGUCGUCAAAGUUACUCAUUCAGGGGUGUGCAGUACGGAUUUAUUUAUAACUCAGGGGAAAAUUGAUUGCGGACCUGGUCCCAUAGUAUUGGGUCAAGAAAUAAGUGGAAAAGUUCACGCAACGGGAAGCGACGUUACUGAAGUAAUACAAGGAGAAAAUGUCGUUAUAAAUCCCUACAAUUCGUGUAGCACUUGUAGAUAUUGUACGAGAGGACUUUGUUCGUGUUGCUCAAAUGAAGGAAUACACAGUGCUAUUGGCGUUUAUAAAAAUGGAGGUUGGGCGGAAUAUGUAACAGUAAAAAAAAGUCAAAUUCACAAGAUUCCUCCAGAGCUCGAAUUAAACAAAGCAGCCCUGGUUCAUCCAUUAUCCUGCAUAUUGAACGCCAUACAUAAAUUAAACCUUUCCCCGGGAUCCCAUAUUUUCAUUCAUGGACUUGAUUUGGCUGGAUUUUUAUGGGCAUCAACUUUGCACUCUCAAGGACACAGAAACGUAUUUGUAAGCGACAAAAAUAAUAAUAAAAAAAAACAAUUACACGAUAUGAAUUUAGGAUAUCCGUUUGUGAAUGAAGAAAACAUUGAAAAAUACACUGCUGACGUAAUAAUUGAAUGCACGGGUUCACAAAAAUCAAUUGAAAAAUGUAUUAAAAUAUUAAAUCCAAAUGGGCAAAUUUGUUUUUUUGGUAAUUCAAAUCCGAAAACUGAAAUAAAAUGCGUUCCAUACGACAUAAUAAAUAAAGAAAUAAAAAUAAUUGGUAGCGUGGGUAAUGCCUUUUGCUUUACUAAAGCUAUUAAUUUAGCAGCAACAAUGCGAAACCGUUACCUUAAUUUUGAAAAAUUAGGAAUAAAAACAUUCAGUUUAGAAAAUUAUAGAGAAGCUUUUUUAAAUAAAAAAUCAGGUUAUGCAAAUAAAGUUAUGUUUAUUUUUGAAUGA
Messenger RNA from Pediculus humanus corporis (human body louse), 1017 nucleotides. RefSeq names its product Sorbitol dehydrogenase, putative. Lineage: Eukaryota; Metazoa; Arthropoda; Insecta; Psocodea; Pediculidae. The record is from RefSeq and is a predicted model, not a curated record. The coding region runs from base 1 to 1017 and encodes 338 amino acids. The transcript is spliced from 5 exons.